Ostreococcus tauri is the source of this 1710-nucleotide messenger RNA. Its product is annotated as Carotene isomerase. Gene Ontology annotation, molecular function: oxidoreductase activity. Lineage: Eukaryota; Viridiplantae; Chlorophyta; Mamiellophyceae; Mamiellales; Bathycoccaceae. The record is from RefSeq and is a predicted model, not a curated record. The transcript has 2 exons. Bases 1 to 1710 code for a protein of 569 amino acids. Gene Ontology annotation, biological process: carotenoid metabolic process.
AUGUCGUCGAGCGCGCCGGCGCGCGCGCGCGCGCGGGCUCGAGCUCGAGCGAUGCGAAGCGACGGAUGCGCGGCGAUGGAUAAUCAAAACCAGCGCAAACGAGGACAUCGCGCGCGGUGUCGGGCGACGUCGACGUCGAGUGCGCCCGACGUCGUGGUCAUCGGGAGUGGUAUCGGUGGGCUCACCGCGGCGGCGAUGUUGGCGCACUACGGGCGAAAGGUCGUCGUGGUGGAAUCACACUACGCCGUCGGUGGUGCCGCGCAUGGGUUCUCGCGAAAGACGGAGAGGGGUGAGUUUAAGUUUGACACGGGCCCAAGCUUUUUCGCCGGCUUGACGAAACCAAACGCGCUCAAUCCGCUCGCUUCGGUAUUUCGCUUGCUCGGUGAGGAGAUCGAGACGGUUAGUUAUGAUCCGCUCGGGACGUUUCAUAUCGAGCCCGACGCUCCGGGUCUUCGAAGGCACGCAGAUCUGGGCAAGCUCGUUUCGGAGGUGGGACGCUUUUCGCCCAAAGGCGCCAAGGAGCUCGAGCGAGCCGUGCCAAAGAUUCGUAAGAUGUACGAAUCGCUCAGCGGACUACCGACUACGGCGUUGAGAGCGGAUUGGAAGGUGGCGCUGAUGAUCGGGAGCAGGUACAUGAAGGCCAUGGCUGGUCUUGGGCCGUACUCGGGCGUGCUCCCGCAACCGACGGUGAAGCUCUUAGACUUUUUAGACAUCAAGGAUCCUUGGAUGCGAUAUUUGGCGGAUCUCGAGUGCUUCUUACUGAGCGGCGUCGAUGCGAGUGGCACAGUCUCCGCCGAGUUCGCCGCUGUGUUCGGAGCGAGCGACAACUUGGGCGUGAGCGAGUUCCCGCGAGGCGGCGCGGAGGAAAUCGCCAAGGCGUUGCAACGAGGUUUGGAGAAGAACGGCGGAGAGGUCCGGUUGAGAACGCACGUGGAUAAGAUCAUCGUCGAAAACGGUGCCGCGGUGGGCGUCCAAUUGGCGAACGGCAAGGGUGAGAUUCGUGCCCCGAUCGUGUUGUCGAACGCGAGCGUGUGGGACACCUACGGCAAGCUCUUGCCUCGAGGCGCGAUGCCCGAGUCCGAGCUCAAGACGGCCAUGGAGACGCCUUACAGCGAAUCUUUCAUGCACUUGCACCUCGGAAUCGACGGUGCGGGCUUAGACUUCUCUCACACUGGCGGUCACCACGUCGUGGUGUUGGACAAGAGCAAACCGGUGUCGGAGCCCGGGAACGUGUGCAUGAUUUCCAUCGCCACAGUUUGGGAACCAAACAUGGCUCCCGAGGGAUGCCACUGCGUCCACGCGUACACGAUGGAGCCGUUUGAGGGUUGGGAGGAACUCAAGGCGAGUGACAAACCAGCGUACGAGGCGCGCAAAAAAGAAGCGUCCGAUAAGCUCUACGUCGCCCUCGAGCGCGUCGUUCCGGACAUUCGCUCGCGCGUCCUCUUAGAGCUCGUCGCCUCCCCGGCGACGCACAAAUCGUGGCUCCGUCGUCACAAGGGCACGUACGGCGCCGCCAUCCGCGCCCCAUCGAUGUUCCCCGGCCCCGCGGUCUCGGGAAUCCGCAACCUCUACCGCGUCGGCGACUCCGUCGCCCCCGGCGUGGGCGUCCCCGCCGCCGCCGGCAGCGGCGUCAUCGCCGCCAACACCUUGGCCUCGCUCGCCGAGCACUUCGACGCGCAAGACCGCAUGGACGUCCUCAACGCGCGGUAA